Molecule: messenger RNA, 782 nt
Organism: Umbelopsis ramanniana AG
Lineage: Eukaryota; Fungi; Mucoromycota; Umbelopsidomycetes; Umbelopsidales; Umbelopsidaceae
Exons: 5
Coding region: 32-664 (210 amino acids)
Source: RefSeq, a predicted model, not a curated record
GACCAUCUUUCAUCCUUGUUCUUUUCCCUUGAUGAAAUCCUAUCUUUUUAUUACAGCCUUGGCCAUAGCCUUUACCGCUUCGUAUGCACAGUCUAAUACGGCUGCUCCAGGUGCGGUACCUACAACUGCCAGUACACCUUGGACCAUUCUAAAUAUUGAUGCCGGUGAGCGUGCCAAUAUUUGCCAGAGACAGAUAUCCUAUUGCUCUACAAUGUGCGGAAGCCCAAGUCAAGCUGCGACAAACUUUUGCAAUGCCACCUCUAUGGCCUGGAACUGUGUGUGCACUAACAGCAAUAAUGGAAGCAAUGCUACCUAUCUGGAUCCUGUUUCGUUUGCUGAGUGCAAUGGCAAAAGCAUCGCUUGUUCAGCCGCAUGCCCAGCUGACGCCCAACGUUCAACCUGUGUGCAGUCUUGUACAAACUUUUAUUCAUGCGGCACAUCCAAGGCACCAGCAAGCUACUUGCAAACUGGUAAUCAAAACGAUACACCUGCAUAUAAUGGUCCCCCGCCACCUGCAUCGUCUUCUGCUUCACCAUCCAGUGCCAUAAACACUGCAACUACCACCAUCAUCAGCAAACAAAGUCUGGCCUACAAAUUUGAUGUCAGGUUUGAAAUGGCUGGGUUCGCCGCUAUCACAGCACUUCUUGCACAUGCGAUGUUGUAAUGAAUAAUAAUGGAUAUUACAACUAUCGGUACCAAACAUUAUUAUGUUGUACAUGGAGGAUACUUACUUUCUUCUUCAACUUCCUAUCUCUUCUCAUUGACACUGCGCCAUUAACUGC